Pseudozyma hubeiensis SY62 is the source of this 261-nucleotide messenger RNA. RefSeq lists its product as hypothetical. Bases 1 to 261 code for a protein of 86 amino acids. The record is from RefSeq and is a predicted model, not a curated record. Lineage: Eukaryota; Fungi; Basidiomycota; Ustilaginomycetes; Ustilaginales; Ustilaginaceae. The transcript has 2 exons.
AUGAUGACCCCGACAAUGGACGCUUCUAAGACCCCUGAUUCGUAUCGCACAAUGCUCGAUGCGAUGAGGUGUCGAUGGUCCGUAGCUAGCUCUUCCUGCAAGUGUGUUUGCCUGACGCUUGAGCUGAGCUUGCGAGGUGACACUGCGUCGCUCGGCGGUGAUGAGGUGCUGGAAGCGAAUUUGGUUUGCAAAUGGUCGGACCGAUACGUUGGCAGCGUCAAGAGUCGAGACAGGCGCAGUCUGAUCAGCCCGCCCAUGUGA